Molecule: messenger RNA, 1951 nt
Organism: Ceratina calcarata
Lineage: Eukaryota; Metazoa; Arthropoda; Insecta; Hymenoptera; Apidae
Product: trimeric intracellular cation channel type 1B.1
Exons: 8
Coding region: 197-1024 (275 amino acids)
Biological process (GO): potassium ion transmembrane transport
Cellular component (GO): membrane
Molecular function (GO): potassium channel activity; identical protein binding
Source: RefSeq, a predicted model, not a curated record
GAUUCUAAUGUUAGGGGACCGAUUCCAUAACUAGCAGACGACCAGGUCUAGCAGACGGCGCAGAGCUAGUCGUCCGCGGGCGCUUCUGACUUUCUUUCAAAAACCAACGAUUGUUGGGAACGACAGAUCGUAUCGUGAACGAAUAAACAGUAAGCGAGAAGUGUAUAUAUCGCGGACCCAGUGAGAAUAUAACGAAAUGGAUCCCGAAGCAUUCCUGGACAUGGCCAAUCAGGUCAUUAAAUUGAAAAUGUUCCCGUACUUCGAUAUUGCACACAGCGUGCUUUGUGCAUUGCACGUCAGAGAAGAUUUAGGACCUGGUGCUCAGGCAUUCUCUCGGAAGCACCCCUUAUCAUGUUGGCUAUCAACAAUGUUGGUAGUCUUCUCGAGCGGUAUGCUAUGCAAUGGUCUCUUAGGGGAACCGAUUCUUGCUCCUUUGAAAAAUACACCACAAGUAGUGGUUGCAACCAUUGUAUGGUACGUGAUAUUUUAUACGCCGUUUGAUAUUGGGUACAAAGUAGCAAAGUUUCUACCAGUAAAAAUAGUGUGCGCUACUAUGAAAGAAAUAUAUAGAUGUAAAAAGGUGUACGACGGAGUGACCCAUGCGGGGAAACUUUAUCCCAAUGCGUAUUUAAUUAUGAUUUUAAUCGGAACUCUGAAAGGAAACGGUGCAGGUUUUACAAAAUUGAUGGAACGCCUCAUACGAGGAGUGUGGACCCCGACUGCGAUGGAAUUCAUGCAACCUAGCUUCCCCACGAAAGCGUCGAUGGUAGCGUCCAUUAUCUUCGUCCUUGAUAAAAAGACUGAUCUCAUAUCGGCACCUCAUGCAUUGGUUUACUUCGGUAUCGUUAUAUUCUUCGUCUACUUCAAGUUGUCGUCUAUUUUGCUCGGGAUCCAUGAUCCGUUCGUGCCGUUCGAGAAUCUGUUCUGCGCGUUGUUCCUCGGAGGUAUUUGGGACUCGUUAGCUAAAUUCCUGGGCCGAGGCCAAGCCAAAGACGAGAAAGCGGAUGCCAAGAAGAAGGACUAAAUCGCUUUUCAAUAGGAUGCUGAACAGUCGUCGCGUUAGCAGCGAUUUGCUAAGGAUUGAUUGACGAUGUGAAUUACGUGAACUAGUCAGACGCAUGUUCAAUUGACCACCGACAAAUUAUAAAAUAUCGGAAGUACAAUAAUUUACUAUUAUACAUAUUUUAAUGACAAGCGAUACUUGUCGAGAUUCGUCAUAUUACGGAGUACACACCAACAGUAUUACAUCUGUUGAAAAAUAGCUUGCCGACCUGAUCAUGUUGUUCUCGUGAUCGAUCAGGUCAUUUUAUCGGAUCAACGUGAUAAAUACUGUUAAAAAACGAAGAAGGAAAUGAUUGUGUGAGCAUCAAAAACGUUUCUCUCGUUGAUCCUUUAAUAUAAUUUGUAUGCACAUGUAUAGGCAUACACGUGAUUUCUUAUCAUAUUUUAACGAUUGAAUUUGAAAGAAAGAAGUUGUCGAGGGAUACGCGCGCGAUAUUUCCUAGGGUAUUGUGCAAUUUUUUAACUGUGCAUGUUAAGAAUUAGAAAAACUGAUAACGCUAAUUAUCAAUUUAUCGCGUGUCCACGUUUACUACGAGAUCUACUCAGGAUAACGAAUUUUUAAUUCUUAAGAUAAUUUUACUGUCUCGAACAAUAAGAUGAGAUCUGAUAAUAAAACGAAAGGAAGACUAAAGCGACGUAUAAUGAAAAUGCAAGAGUAUAAUCAAUAAGAGAUAUCAAAUCUCAUUUUUACUACAUAUUUUAUUACAAUUAGAUAUCGACAGUCGUGAUAAUUACCACGAACACAUACACAUGUAUCGAGUGUUUGCCUUUGACUCAACGAUGUCACCGUAAAUUUAUCACAAAGAUUAAUUAACGUAAUUUUCAUAUAAUAUUCCAAUCGACGGAACGUUAUACAUUUUCAUGUAAUAAAAUGAAGUUUGUUCUUCUA